AUGGUGUGGAAUGAAAGAACAUUCACGAAUCAGGCGGCAGGAGAGAUUCGCACAUCGGAACUGCUUCGAGACCAGGACUUAGACAAUAGCCGCAACGUGGUGCAUUUGCUAAAGCACUUCACUUUCCGUGAGCACGUUUGCAUGACGUUUGAGCUGCUCAACAUGAACCUCUACGAUUGCUUUGAACGCCAACGCAACAUCAACACGUGCAUCCAGUCACGAUUUUAUCGAACUCCCAAAGUGAUGCUGUGCUGCAGGUACAAUGUCUCAAUCGAUAUCGGGGGUUUCGGAUGUAUCCUUGCGGAGUUAUUAACUGGUAAGUGCGAUGUGAUUGCCUGGCAGCUUCGAAUCAGGCCGAUGUUAGUGUCUUAUUUGAUGCAGACUGCAAACCUGCCACACGUCGGAAUUCUGAUUCGUGAAUCUGAGUUGUAG
Molecule: messenger RNA, 432 nt
Organism: Mesocestoides corti
Lineage: Eukaryota; Metazoa; Platyhelminthes; Cestoda; Cyclophyllidea; Mesocestoididae
Source: the annotation of a GenBank genome assembly